AUUUAAUUUUACAAAAUUGUACGGCGAAUCAUUGAUCAGCAUAUGUUCAAUAAACUAAUCAUGAAACUUUACUAGCAAUUCAAUGUGGUGAAUCAUUUGUUUCAAAUGUUUUAGCUAUCAAAAAAUUUGUUUUUUUCUAUGGGAACCCAACCCCAAUUUCUGUCUGAAAAAGGUCAUUGACAAACAGACUGAUUUCUGGUAAUGGUGUAAUAGUGAAAACUAGAAGUGAAAACCUUUUGGAAUUGCUGAUAUCUUAUUAGAUUUUUCUUUUGAUUGCUAGUUUCUGAGAUUCUGCCGAAGAUGAGUUUUCUUUUCGGAAGCCGUUCUUCUAAAACUUUCAAACCUAAGAAAAAUAUUCCCGAAGGCACUCAUCAAUAUGAGUUGAUGAAACAUGCUGCUGCUACUUUGGGAUCAGGAAAUUUGAGAUUAGCUGUUAUGUUACCAGAAGGAGAGGAUCUGAAUGAAUGGGUGGCUGUGAACACUGUGGAUUUCUUCAAUCAAAUUAACAUGUUAUAUGGGACUAUAACUGAAUUUUGUUCAGAAGACAGUUGCCCAAUUAUGUCUGCUGGUCCAAAAUAUGAAUAUCAUUGGGCUGAUGGUCACACUGUUAAGAAACCUAUAAAAUGUUCUGCUCCAAAAUAUAUUGAUUACUUGAUGACUUGGGUCCAAGAUCAAUUAGAUGAUGAAACACUGUUUCCUUCGAAAAUAGGUGUACCCUUUCCAAAGAAUUUUCUAGCCAUCGCUAAAACAAUUCUCAAGAGGUUGUUCAGAGUAUAUGCACAUAUAUACCAUCAACACUUUAGGGAAGUUGUUCAGCUUGGGGAAGAGGCUCAUUUGAAUACAUCUUUCAAGCAUUUCAUAUUCUUUGUUCAGGAAUUUGGCCUUAUAGAUAGACGUGAGUUGGCUCCUCUUCAAGAACUUAUUGACAAGCUUACCGCUAAAGAAACUCGAUGAAUAAGAAAAGUCAACAGUAUGCCUUGACUUCUCGCCCAGCAUUUAUUAAGCCUAAAACGAUACAUAAGCCUUAACCUAUUGACGAACUGUAAAACGGAAUCGUUGAAUUUCUUUAAAACAAGUGAGAUUCGUUAAUGCUCUUGCACUUUGAAGAUACAUGUAGAUUUCCACAAGGACUGAAUUUUUAGACGAUUGACAAAUAAAAAGCUUCAUAUUUCAAUCAAGUAGAACAUAUCAGAUCUGAUAGAAUAGGAAAUGAUCAAUUAUGGUAUUUUAUAGAUGGUUGUUCUUGCUUUUUUCAUAUUUUUAUAAGCACUAAGCCGAUGUAAUAAGAGGUAAGUUCAGGGUAACAGUUUUUGAAAAGCAAAAUUCCUGGGGAAAGUACAUGGUUUGUUGAAUAAGGAAAGGUAUAUUGAUGUUGGGCUUCCAUGUAAUAGUAAGUAAUAUUAUUUUGGCACACCAUGUACACAUUUGAACUCGUAAAUUUAGCAAAUUCACAUGUUCCUGCCACUGCAAAGUUGUAAACGUUUGGAAGCAAUUGGAAAUGUUCCUACUUAUUCACAAAACAGAAAUCUGCAUGGAUCUCUCGAAUUAAACAAUUAUUGUUGAUCUAUUUAUAUGGAAUUUUUUCUAACAUCUUAUUUAUUUCAAUUAAAUGUGUUCUAUAAUUCAAUUUCUCAAGUAGCAUUUUUCAAGUAUGCAGGGUUCCUUUAAAAUCAUUGUAUACAGUUGUUUGGAAAUAUUUAUAUCACUUAAGUGUUUAUUAGGAUUAUAGAAUUCUUUAAGUUUAUAUAAUAAUCAAUGGAUUACUUGAGUUACGCUUGCUUUUUUAUAUUAUUUAUGGAGAAAUGAUAAACAUAUUUUUACAUCUCGAUAUUCAUAUUGUAAUAUCUUUUUUUAUCUUUAGGAAUAUUUUUUGAUGAAUAGUGAUCGUGCUGUUAUGUGGAUCCAGUGAGGAUUAUUUUGAUAAGCACUGUGCAAUUUGUAAAUAGUAAUAUAUUUCGUAAAAUACAUUUUAAAUUGGAAAGAG
This is a messenger RNA of Harmonia axyridis, 1984 nucleotides long. RefSeq names its product MOB kinase activator 1B (gene mats). Bases 301 to 954 code for a protein of 217 amino acids. The record is from RefSeq and is a predicted model, not a curated record. The transcript has 5 exons. Lineage: Eukaryota; Metazoa; Arthropoda; Insecta; Coleoptera; Coccinellidae. Gene Ontology annotation, biological process: positive regulation of protein phosphorylation; hippo signaling. Gene Ontology annotation, molecular function: protein kinase activator activity. Gene Ontology annotation, cellular component: cytoplasm; nucleus.